UCGUGGAGUCUCAUCAAUUCCGGAGUCCCACAAUCAAGCUCUCCGAGCCAUCCCGGCCAGAAAGCCAAAAAGCUACCGGUCUGUCCUUUGCAAAGUAUGACAGAAGCGGCGUCGCGGGAUCCCAACGUCCCGGACCUCCAGACCCCUUUCCUCCCCCGGGGGAAAGACGCCGACGGCGGAGACUAUCGCAAACAUGAAAAGCUAUGCAUAGAUGACAUGUUACAAAAAUACUGCGGGGAGUUUGGGUUCUGGCAAUUAAGACACUUCAUCCUGGCAAGCUUGGCAUGGGCUCUGGAAGCUUUUCACACCAUGGUCAUGAUCUUCGCCGACCGUGAACCGGGGUGGCGGUGCUUGGACGGCGCCGCCGGUUCAGGAUGUUAUCCUGAAGCUAAAAGUGUGUGCGAGCUCGAGCCGGGUUCGUGGGAAUGGAUCGGUGGGCCGGGGACCUCGACGGUGGCCGAGUUCGGGUUGGUUUGUGGACAGAAAUACAAGGUUGGAUUGGUUCAAGCAUUGUUUUUCGGAGGCUGCAUGAUUGGGGCUGGAGUAUUUGGCCAUCUAUCAGACUCCAGAUUAGGAAGAAAAGGCUCUCUAAUUGUUGUUUGCAUCUUAAAUGGCAUUUUCGGUUGCCUAACAGCACUCUCUCCUGGCUACCGGACUUAUGUGCUGUUGCGGGUUCUUACCGGCUUCAGCACUGGUGGCGCUGGCCUCUGCUCCUUCGUCCUUUCCACCGAACCCAUUGGCCCAACAAAGCGUGGCAUCGCCGGAAUGUCAACCUUCUAUUUCUUCUCGGGCGGCAUUGCCGUUCUCUCCGGUAUAGCCUACAUUUUCCAAUCGUGGAGAAAUCUCUAUAUAGCUUCAUCCAUACCUUCGGUUGUUUUCCUCGCGAUCCUGUGCCCUUUUGUCUCCGAAUCCCCUAGAUGGUGCCUCAUCAGAGGCAAGUUGAGCAAAGCCAUGAAAAUAAUGACCAACGUAGCUAAAUCAAACGGAAAGCACCUCCCUGAUGGAGUCAUCCUUGCCCUCGACGAUGAUGUCAACAACCAUGAAAGUAAGGUUCGGAGUGAUGCUAAAACUGAUUCGGGAUCGAAGGAAGCCGUAACAGGUUCUGUGGUAGACGUUGUUCGGUUCCCAGUCACAAGAGUCCGCUUAUUUCUGGCGGUGGCUAUUAAUUUUACGUGCUCUGUGGUCUACUACGGCCUGAGCCUAAAUGUAGUCAACCUGGGAACCAAUCUUUACCUUGGUGUUCUCCUAAAUGCGGUGGCAGAGCUGCCUGCUUAUUUCCUAACAGCAAUCCUGUUGGAUAGAUUCGGGCGAAAGCCGUUAGCCAUUGGCACACAAUGGUUCAGCGGCUUAUUUUGCGUGAUAGGGUGCCUGUUCAAGUGGUUUGGAACAUUGGAAGUGGUUCAAAUGAUUUGCGGGGUUUUGGGGAUAUUUGGGAUGGCUGGAACAUACAACUUGUUAUUUAUCUACACCGUUGAACUGUUCCCGACAGUGGUCAGAAAUGCAGCGCUUGGUUGUGCAACUCAGGCAGCGCAAAUGGGAGCUAUAUUGUCACCAUUUGUGGUGGUUUUGGGUGGGGGUUUGCCUUUCGCAGUGUUUGGUGCAUGUGGGAUUUUGGGAGGAGUGUUAGCAUAUGGGCUUCCAGAAACCUUAAACAAGCCAUUGUACGAUACGAUGACUGGAAUGGAAGAUGGAGAACGAGAAGGCACGGUUGUUUAAGGUACUAAAAAUUCGUGAAUGAGCAGUCAGGGAACUGAAAUUGUUCUCUCUCGAAGGAAUUAUUACAACAUGAUACUAUCAAGUAUUGCCAACCCUUUGUGUGUGUGUGUGUGUGUGUGUUUUUUUUUUUUUGGGUGUUAUUUCCCUCUGUUUUGAGGUGGAGAGCUAUUGAUGGCAUUGUUGAUUACAGGUUUUUGUUAGUGGGCCUAUAUGUAUCUCUGUCUUUUAACAGUCACUCAUUUGAAAAGACCAAAACAAUUGCUUUCAGCACAGUGCAUCUAGUCAGUGCACGGAACAAAAGAUUUACAAGCAAUUGGCUCUUGAGAUUGGUUAUUAGA
Messenger RNA from Coffea eugenioides, 2054 nucleotides. Its product is annotated as organic cation/carnitine transporter 4. Gene Ontology annotation, biological process: transmembrane transport. Gene Ontology annotation, cellular component: membrane. Gene Ontology annotation, molecular function: transmembrane transporter activity. Lineage: Eukaryota; Viridiplantae; Streptophyta; Magnoliopsida; Gentianales; Rubiaceae. Bases 97 to 1716 code for a protein of 539 amino acids. The transcript has 2 exons. The record is from RefSeq and is a predicted model, not a curated record.